AUGCCAGCUAUUCUCGUGGCCUCGAAAAUGAAGUCGGGGCUACCCAAGCCCGUUCACAGCGCCACACCUAUUCCUCACGUCGCGUCACGGGCACUCAAGCAGCCUUGCUACCUGAAGCUCGGAGGCAAGGUGGAGGUGACCAAACCAACCUAUUCCAGCCAGAUUCCACUCAAAACCCCACACGGACCUCGCGGUGAAGAUGAAUGUGAAGGUGAUUGUGAAGGGGAGGGGGUGCCGCAAGGAAAACCCGCCCAGGCAGAAAAUGGCUUUGAUACUCAGAUUUACACCGACUGGGCCAACCAUUACCUGGCUAAGUCUGGCCACAGGCGACUCAUCAGAGACCUACAGCAGGACGUUGCAGAUGGUGUGCUCCUGGCUGAGAUCAUCCAGGUCGUAGCCAAUGAAAAGAUUGAAGACAUCAAUGGCUGUCCAAAGAAUCGAUCUCAGAUGAUUGAAAAUAUUGAUGCGUGCCUGAGUUUCUUGGCCGCAAAGGGAGUGAAUAUACAGGGCCUCUCUUCAGAAGAAAUCAGGAAUGGGAAUUUGAAGGCCAUUCUGGGUCUGUUCUUCAGUCUUUCACGGUAUAAACAGCAGCAGCAACAAACACAAAAGCAACAUCAACAGCAGCAACAGCAGCAGCAACAACAGUCUUCAGUCGUGUUUCAGCAACAGGGGCCCCAGCAUCACAUCCCUCAAUACCAGCUUGGCCUUCAGCAGCAGGUCCAAGCCACACCCUGCACCCAGCCCCUUACCCAGGUGCAACAACAGUGCCAACAGCAGCAACAGCAAAAAGCACAACUGGAAAUGCAGUCCAGUGUGUCAUCCAGGUUAUCAUCCCCAAGCACAAGAAUUGCACCCACUCAGAAAAAGAGUUCUAGGCUUCCAGGUCCCACAACGAGAGUGUCAGCUGCAGGCAGCGAGACCAAGACUCGUGUGACAUCCAGUACAAGUAACCGACGCAGUCAGAGCUUUAACAACACUGAUAAGUCCAAACCAGGUCACCCGCCAGCAACAAAUAAUGAGACAGUUCCAGAGCCAGCAGACAACGCGACCCAACAGCCUGGGAUGAAUGAGAAUGUCCAGGCUUCAGCAAGCAGCGCUUGCGGAAACACCUCCGCAAUCCCCCAACCAAACUCUGCUAAGCCCUGGCGUAGCAAGUCCCUCAAUGCCAAGCACACUGCCACGUCUUCCAUGCUAUCUGUGAAGCAGCCCACUCAGGAGCCACCCAAGCCACCUGCUGAGCCAGCUGCCAACGCCAAGUCCAAUGCCAAUGGCCAAAAGUCCAUGCUGGAGAAGUUAAAGCUGUUCAACAGUAAAGGUGGUUCCAAGGCCAGCGGAACCAGCCUGGACACCUCAGGGCCUCGCGAAGGCAGCUGCGAGCGACCGGAGUCUGCCGCAAACGGAGUAGACCUUAGUGAAAUGGACACCUCGGCCAGAAGUGUUAAUAGCGCAGGACCUGCCUCAAACAGCCCCAAAAUUGCACUAAAAGGCAUUGCACAAAGGACUAUCAGUCGAGCGUUGAGCAAUAAGAAAAGCUCGCCAAAAGGCAGUGAGAAAGAGAAGGAGAAGCAGAAAGAGAAAGACAAAGCGAAAGAGGUCACAAAAAGGGUCUCUAUCUCUGACAAGGUAGAAGUGGCAAAGGAGCCAAGAGAGGAACCACCGAUAUCUGCUUCUGAUAUGCCAAAAAAGUCCUCUAAGAUCACAAGCUUUAUCCCAAAAGGAGGGAAACUGAUUGGUGCCAAAAAAGACCCACCCGCACCUCAACAAAGUGGAAUACCAAAACCAGGGCUGAAACCUCAUACAGGGAAAACGACAAGUGCCCAAACUCCGGCCAAGGAGACAGAGAGACCCCGCAGUGGGAAGCUGGGUGCUGGUCUCUCACUGCAGAAAGCACAGUUGGACAGUAAGAACUCGAGCUCCAGUAGUUUAGCCUCCUCUGAGGGGAAAGGGCCUGGAGGGACCCCCCCUGCAAGCAACAGCAAUGCUCAGGCUGCCACGACAGCCAGCACGACCCAAACUACAGCAAGUAACACGGUCAGUGUCCAGCUACCUCAUCCACAGCAGCAAUACAACCAUCCCAACACUGCCACUGUUGCUCCGUUCAUGUACAGGUCACAGACAGACAAUGAAGGGAAUGUUAUAACUGAAUCCAGUAGCGGGGGCGUGAACAUGGAAACUGUUCUAUACAGCAAAAAUGGACAGCCCUGCUUGGAAGAUCAGCCUGGUGCUGACACUGUGGUGCCUUCCCCGAGUGCCCAUUAUCCCCUGAACGGGGACGACCCAGAGACUCGAAGGCUGCGGACUGUCAAGAACAUUGCUGACCUACGUCAGAACCUGGAGGAGACCAUGUCAAGUUUAAGAGGGACACAGAUCACACACAGCACACUGGAAACCACUUUUGACAGCAGUGUUACCACGGAGAUCAGUGGACGCAGUAUACUCAGCAUGACGGGCAGGUCAACUCCGUUGUCGUGGAGACUUGGCCAAUCGAGCCCUCGACUCCAGGCUGGAGACGCUCCUUCGUUGGGGAAUGGAUACCCUCCUCGGGCCAACGCCAGCCGUUUCAUCCAUCCCGAAUCCGGUCGCUACAUGUACACGACACCACUCCGGAGGCAGCUGGCAUCACGGACCAGCAAUGUAUGCCACUCGGACAUCCCUGAUAAGAGCAGCGAUGACAUGGAUCUCGAGGCCAUCAACCUGGAUGUGGCUGGUUACAUGAGCGAUGGUGACGUCCUGGGCAAGAAUCUGCGGACUGAUGAUAUUGCCAGCGGAUACUUGACGGACGGGGGAUUGGGACUUUACACUCGCAGGCUUAACCGCUUACCAGAUGGAAUGGCUGCAGUGAGAGAGAACUCUCAGCGAAAUACAUCUAUAGGCCUAGGUGAUGCAGACAGCUGGGAUGAUAGCAGCUCUGUUAGCAGUGGCAUCAGUGAUACGAUAGACAACCUCAGCACGGAUGAUAUCAACACCAGCUCCUCCAUUAGCUCGUACGCCAACACGCCAGCUACCUCUCGCAGGAACCCCGAUAACCAGUCUCAGACAGAUGCAGAGAAACAUACGGAGAAGAACACUCCUUGGCCCGGUGAAGAAGUGAAAAGGUCGGACGGUGGAUCAGACAGUGGAGUGAGGAUGGAUUCGAGUUCCAAGUGGAGACGAAAUCCAUCAGACAUGUCUGAUGAGUCAGAUAAAAGCAGUUCAGCAAAGAAAACUACAGUCAUUUCCCAGACCGGAUCUUGGCGAAGAGGGAUGACUGCGCAGGUUGGCAUCACCACACCCAGGCCUAAAACAUCAAACACGCUAAAAACACAUGCGAAAACUGAUGAUGCGAAGGUGUCCGAAAAGGGGAGACCGUCUCCGAAAUCCGCAAAUGUGCAACGGUCUCCGUCAGACGCCGGGCGGAGCAGCGGGGACGAGGGGAAGAAACCUCCCUCUUGUGCUUCGAGGGUGACUGGAGGGACAAACACAUUUGGGUUCAAGAAGCACGGAGGUUCCUCAGGAGGAAUCACCAUGAUCACAGCCAGUGGAGCCACCAUUACGAGUGGGUCUGCAACUCUUGGUAAAAUCCCCAAGUCGGGAGGCCUCAUCGGCAGAUCAUCAGGUAGGAAGGCCAGUGUCGAUGGUUCCCAGAGCACCGAGGAGAAUUACCUGACCUUAAACGCACGCACCAACCUGCAGUACCGGAGCCUGCCUCGGCCCAGUAAAUCAAACGGGCGUGGGACUGGGAAUAGAUCUAGCACGAGCAGCAUCGACUCAAACAUUAGCAGUAAGUCAGCAGGUCUUCCAGUCUCUAAACUGAGAGAGCCGUCUAAGGUGGGCUCAGGCAACUCAGUGCCUACAUUACCCAACCAGACUGAUAAGGAAAAGGGGGUCUCCUCUGACACCGAUAGCGUGGCUUCUUCUGGCUCGAUCAAAGCAAACCCACUGCAGGUUGGAACCAACGGCACUCAGAGCUCUCGCCAGCAGGGAUCCAAAUACCCUGACAUCGCCUCACCUACAUUACGCAGAUUGUUCGGGGUCAAGCCGAGCACUAAGCAAGCUCCUGUCACAACAGCGGAAAACAUGAAGAAUUCCACCAUUAUCUCCAAUCCCCACGCCACCAUGAGCCAGCAGAGCAGUCUGGAUUCUCCUCCAUCGUGUCUCGGCAGCGGUGGCAGCAGCCCGCUCUACAACAAGGCGACGGACAUGACCCAGUCACCCUUGGCCUCCAGUCCGGCCUCUGUCCAUUCUACCAUCUCAAACGGAACACCAUGGGGCACCAGCCACAGUAGCUCCUCCACCAUCAGCAAGGACGGCACAGGUUACCAGUCAGUGAGCAGUCUCCACACCAGCUGUGAAUCGAUUGACAUCUCCCUGAGCAGUGGAGGUGGUCACAGCCACCACAACUCCACCAGUGGCUUGCUUCCUUCCUCCAAAGAUGAUUCCCUUACUCCUUUCGUGAGGACGAACAGCAUUAAGACAGCUAUGUCAGAGAGCCCUCUCUCUUCCCCCACUGCUAGUCCCACAUUCAACAGAAAUACAUUACCAAGGAAACAAGACAGUGAUACACAACUUGAUAGGAAUACCUUGCCUAAGAAGGGAUUCAGGUAUACCCCUUCAUCUCAACUGCGCAGUAACGAAGAGGCAAAAGAGUGGCUCCGUUCACACUCUGCAGGUGGCCUGCAAGAGAAUGUCGCCAAUUCGCCAUUUUCUCCAGGCUCCAGUAUCACAUCACCCUCUGGAACCAGAUUCAAUUUCUCUCAGCUAGCGAGUCCAACUACAGCUACCCAGAUGAGCCUGUCUAACCCCAGCAUGCUACGCUGUCACAGUGUGUCUACUCAAGAAGGACCUUAUGAUCCGUACAGUGAUUCCAGGUUCCGGAACAGUUCCAUGUCUUUGGAUGAGAAGCACAGGACAAUGAGUCGCUCUGGAUCAUUCCGUGAUGGAUUUGAGGAAGUUCAUGGGUCAUCUCUGUCUCUGGUCUCCAGCACAUCCUCCAUUUACUCAACACCUGAGGAAAAAUCCCAAUCGGAGAUCCGCAAACUUCGACGAGAAUUGGAUGUCUCCCAGGAGAAAGUGGCAGCGCUUACAACUCAGCUGUCUGCUAAUGCUCACCUUGUAGCAGCCUUCGAGCAAAGCCUGGCAAACAUGACAGGAAGGUUACAGAGCUUAACCAUGACUGCAGAACAGAAGGAUUCCGAACUUAACGAAUUGCGAAAGACGAUAGAGAUGCUGAAGAAGCAGAAUUCUGCAGCCCAGGCAGCGAUAAAUGGAGUCAUCAACACUCCCGAGCUGUCAUGUAAAGGAAAUGGGACAUCGCAGUCAGCAGACCUGAGGAUCCGUAGGCAGCAUUCGUCAGACAGUGUGUCGAGUAUUAACAGUGCCACUAGCCACUCCAGCGUGGGGAGCAGUGCCGAGGUGGAUUCUAAGAAAAAGAAGAAAAAGAACUGGGUUUAUGAGUUACGAAGCUCCUUCAAACAGGCUUUUGGCAAAAAGAAGUCACCCAAGUCAGCUUCGUCUCAUUCAGACAUUGAAGAAAUGAACACGCCUGACUCAUCCUUACCUUCAUCCCCCAAACUUCCUCACAAUGGAUCGACUCCAUCUACCCCAAUGAUGAGAAAUUCACACUCCAACUCACUCAUCUCUGAUUGCAUCGAAGGUGAAGCCGAGACCAUAAUGCAACUGCGCAGUGAACUGAGGGAGAAGGAGAUGAAAUUGACAGAUAUCCGACUCGAGGCCCUCAGCUCAGCUCAUCAACUGGAUCAGCUCCGCGAGGCUAUGAACAGAAUGCAGACUGAAAUCGAAAAGCUGAAAGCUGAGAACGACAGGCUGAAGGCUGAAACGCAAGGGAUCUGCAGUCGGGUCCCAUCCCAGCUAUCCAUUUCCUUGUCUCCCCGUCAGUCACUAGCCCUUUCCCAACACAGUCUUAACCUGACUGAAUCCACCAGCCUCGAUAUGCUGCUCGAUGACAAUGCAGAUGGCUCCACUCGCAAGGAGGGCAGGCACGUGAAAAUAAUGGUCCGCUUGCAAGAGGAGAUGAGAUGGAAGGAGGAGUCCAGGAGCCGACAGUAUAUUGUUGGGUGCAUUGGUGUCAGCGGCAAGACAAAGUGGGAUGUCUUGGAUGGUGUUGUGCGCCGUCUUUUUAAGGAAUACAUUAUCCACGUGGAUCCAGUCAGCCAGUUAGGCCUGAAUUCAGACAGUGUUCUGGGUUACAGCAUCGGAGAUAUCAGACGCGUUAACGGAUCAGAUAUACCUGAGCUUCUACCAUGUGGCUACUUAGUGGGAGAAAACAACACAAUCAUGAUGUCUCUUAAAGGUUUGCCUCAGCACAGCCUGGAUUCCCUUGUGUUUGAAACACUGAUCCCAAAGCCAAUGCUGCAGCGAUAUGUCUCACUUCUAAUGGAACAUCGUCGGAUUAUUCUGUCGGGGCCCAGUGGUACUGGGAAAACCUACCUGGCUAAUCGACUUGGAGAGUACAUGGUGCUCAAGGAAGGCAGGGAACUGAGCGAUGGGGUCAUUGCUACGUUUAACGUGGAUCAUAAGUCAAGCAAGGAGCUGCGUCAAUAUCUAUCCAAUCUCGCAGAUCAGUGUAACAGUGAAUCCAACGCAGUGGACAUGCCCAGUGUGAUCAUCCUCGACAACCUGCAUCACGUUGGCUCGCUUGGGGAGAUCUUUAAUGGCCUCUUGAAUUGCAAGUACCAUAAAUGCCCUUACAUCAUCGGCACAAUGAACCAGGCUACAUCCUCAACUCCUAACCUCCAGCUUCACCAUAACUUCAGGUGGGUCCUAUGUGCCAAUCACACUGAACCAGUCAAAGGUUUCUUGGGACGUUACCUGCGGAGGAAGUUGAUCGAAACCGAGAUCAGCACCAGGACGAGGAACACUGAGCUGGUCAAGAUUAUUGACUGGAUUCCCAAGGUCUGGCACCACCUGAAUAGAUUCCUCGAAGCUCAUAGCUCUUCUGAUGUCACUAUCGGUCCUCGACUGUUCUUGUCAUGCCCAAUGGAUGUGGAUGGUUCAAGAGUUUGGUUUACUGAUUUGUGGAAUUAUUCUAUUAUUCCUUAUCUGCUGGAGGCAGUGAGAGAAGGGUUGCAGCUCUAUGGGAGAAGAAGUGCGUGGGAGGACCCAGCUAAGUGGGUGAUGGACACAUAUACUUGGACUGCCACUCCACAGCAUCAUGAAUGGCCCCCUCUGUUACAGCUGAGGCCUGAAGAUGUCGGCUUUGAUGGCUUCACACAAACCCGGGAAGGAGGUUCCAGUAAACAGCCCCAACAGAGUGAUGUAGAAGGAGACCCUCUUAUGAAUAUGUUGAUGAGGCUACAGGAAGCUGCAAAUUACUCAAGUCCCCAUAGUUAUGACAGUGACUCGAACAGCAACAGCCAUCACGAUGACAUUCUUGAUUCGUCUCUGGAGUCCACGCUUUGAGCAGACUUUUCUGACGAACUAUUCUGCCUCUUGUGUCCAUCAUUUCUCUGAAUACUUCGGCUGAAGGUGAGGACCUUAGUAGUUGUUUUAAGUGAGCGAAACUGAUUUGUUCCUCAGUUGAACAGACAGAAGCCUCCGUUUUUAGAAAGAAAAACAGCGAGGCUGGUACAAGACACUUUAUUUUGAUUUAACUCCGACGGGUGCAGGCAACCCAAAGGGAGAUUCAAUUUGUGGGUUUUUUCCCCCUCCUCCUCCUCCCCAUCCCCUUCCUCAUCCUCACAGUUUUAUUUCGUAAACCAGAACUGCACUAUUUCUUCUUUUAACUGCUCGAGGCGUUUAAUGCCGUGCCAAUGAAGAAAUGCGUUACAAAAUACCGAAACCUGAUUUUAAAAGGUAUGGAACCAACAGCGUGCCAAGUACUGUCCUGGAAAGACUAAUACCCUAUGCUGCUCUCAACCAAACGGUCAGUGGACACUGGACAUUCCAACCAACUCCUUCAAUAACGGGGACACAGAAACCUCAAGUUGCUGGUGGUUCUGGUGCUAAUGUUACCCACCAUGUUGCUCUUUGUCGAAUUAUAAAACAAGCCACUUCUCUGCCAACACAUGAUUACGGGCUCAGUUUCAUCCCCGGUAUACACCCCCCCACCACCCCCAUUCAGUUGGUUUUCACCAGUUUUUUUUUUUUUCGUAGCCAACUGAACUCUUUACCUUUCACAACUGAAGGGUCAGAUACUUGAAACAUGGUUGAGCCAGAAGUCAACACCGAAAGGUCCCCGUUUUCUCCUCCUCUCGCUUUUCCUUAUUCAGAACGCGCGCGCACACACACACAUACAACUUGAUUGUCAAAAAGGCUUGUAUCUUCACCAGGACUGAUAACACCUCCACCAGAAUUGCACUUCUAUUUGUUUGUUUUUUUGCAAAUACAAAAAGAGAAUUUUAAAAAAAAAGCUGGAUUGAGCUGUACCUCAGCGAUAACCGCAAUCCUUCAGCCAAAUCCACGCAAGCCUUUAGCUACAUCUGGUGCUGGAAUUAAAUGAUGCCUUACUCUUUUGUACUAAUUUUCUUUGGCGGGGUUUUGUUUGGGGCAAUUUAUUCUGUAUUGUUUGAGUUUCUGAAAACAGGGCUGAAAUUUCAUCUCAAAUAUUAAAACGAUCAAGGUAUUUUUUAUUCGUGCUGUUUUAAAUAAAAUAAGAAAAACAAGUAAUUUGCUAUAAGUAAGAGAAUCAAGGAGGAAAAUCAAUGAUUUCACACUGUAAGGUCUACAGUUUAUUGCGUUUGCACCUGAUAGUGGAUCAUCUACUGUGCAAAAACUGUAAGCUUGGGAUCCAUUGUAUAGAGGUUAAUGCCAUCCCUGCAAAAAAUACAUCCAUGAUCAACCCUACAGAAGUAUUGAUGUAUAAAUAUUGAAAUCAUCCAGUGACUGAGUAAUAAACUUUCUAUUCGGGGAGCUUGUUGUGCUGUGCUGUUUUCCCCUACUUAGUGAUGUAUUCACACAGAGUUGGGUGUUCAUGCACUUCGACUGAUCAGCGUGUUUUACUAUACCUCAUGUUUUGGUUUCUCUGCCAUAGCCUUGUUGUUACAGUAUCCUGGUCACUGUCUGUCCAUUGUGGCAUUGAAACUGUGAUGGUUGUUAUGGCUCAACUCAGAAUAGGAGGUGGGUUGAGCGAAGGAACAUGAACCAGCGGUUUGAUUGAAUUGUUUCUGAUGUGUAUUUGUUUCAAUUUUUGUAAUUUUUUUUUAAAAAAUGCUUCCAAGAGUCCUUCUUUACUUCCCCUCCAAUCAUGGUGUCUGGUUGUUAAAUAGUGUUCUGAGUUGAAGAUGCUAUGCAAUGUUCAUGCGGAAUUUUAAUGGAAGUCAAAAGGCAAAAAAAAAUAAUUUUUUUGAAAACUGCCAAGAAUUGUACAGGCUGGAAAGGACUUGUAUAUGGCUUUGGCUUGAUUUCUAGCUAGUGUUUUCUGUAAAUUUGGAGAAACAAAAUGAUGAAAUGCUGAUCAUAGUAAUGAUUAUUGUACCAAACUCAUGUUUGUUACUUGUGAUAAUUUUUCACCAAGUAUGGUUGUUCAAUGGAAACUAUUUGUAGGACCUAGCGGUUUAAGUGGAACAGUUGUUUUGAAUGUGUUUAAUAUGAUGUACAUUUUAUUCAUUGUAACAUAAAUUGUAAAUAGAUUACAGUGAUGCAUUUUGAUGACUUUUCUAGCCAUUUUUAAAACACUAGGAAAUGAGUAUUUUGUGUACUGUAUGAUGUGUCAUCCCAUUUGAAUUAAGUUCGUUCUCCUGGUCUCUCAUUGGAUUCAUUAAUGGUUCGCACAAGAUCAUGUCUCAGUUAAGGAAUAAAUCUAGUUAUUGUACCAGUCUUAAAUUAUUCCUGAUUCAAUAAAAUGAAUGCUUAUUUAUUCAA
Molecule: messenger RNA, 9798 nt
Organism: Callorhinchus milii (elephant shark)
Lineage: Eukaryota; Metazoa; Chordata; Chondrichthyes; Chimaeriformes; Callorhinchidae
Gene: nav2a
Product: neuron navigator 2a
Exons: 41
Coding region: 1-7398 (2465 amino acids)
Biological process (GO): neurogenesis; nervous system development
Molecular function (GO): protein binding; ATP binding; ATP hydrolysis activity
Source: RefSeq, a predicted model, not a curated record